AUUGCCCAAGGCUUUCAGAUUCGAGGCCAUGUGGCUCGAAGAUCCAUCAUGUUUUGACAUUGUCUCUCAGGCCUGGAAUCCCCAGUUAAUGGUUCUCCCCUUUUUCAGAUUCAUUCCAAGAUUAAAAAUGUCAGAUCAGCUCUGAAAAAAUGGAAUCUUUCGCACUUUGGCAAUUGCCAUUCUUCCAUCAAAUUCCUCCAAGAAAAAAAUCAUUCUUUGCAAUCCCUUGAUCACUCUGGUGAAAUUAUUCCAUUGGAGAAUAACCUACAAAUUGAGCUCGAUGAAUGGCUUAAGAGAGCUGAGAUUUUUUGGAGACAAAAGGCAAAAGAAAAAUGGUUAAAAGAGGGUGAUGCUAACAGACACUCUAAAGAAGAUCUCUUCCACUGCCGAAGCUCACUGGACUAGUCAGCUGAAAAGGUCCCUCAACCCCGGCUCAUCUUUUUCCCAGAACUGGACCAAGCCUCCAUUGAAUUGGCUCAAGAUCAAUGCUGAUUCUUCCUUUUUUGAUGGCUCUGCUUCCACUGCUUUUAUUGUUCGCAACCACAAUGGUUCAAUUGUUUUCGCUCAUUCUCUCCAGCAUCAAUGCACGGAUUCUCUUGUGGCAGAAGCUCUUGCUAUUCAUGAAGCUUGUCUUUUUGCUAACCAUUGGAAGAUUGCUAAGGUCAUCUUCGAGUCCGAUUGUCUCAAUGCGGUCCACUUCAUCAACGAUCAUAAUAUGGUCGGACAUUGGUCUUCCAAAGUUAUCAUUGAUGAGAUUCGCAAGUUUUGGCAUCUUUGGCCAAAAUGGAGAUUCAAGUAUUGCCCUCGAAAUGCAAACUUUGCGGCCCACAACUUAGCAUCUUGGGCAUCCGCCUCUAAAUGGAGUGGUUUUAUUUUUGAAAAUCGUAUUCCUAUUUCUUGCUUUUGUGACAUUGGUUAUCCUCUUGUAGACUCUUUGGUUCCUUCUUAAUAUAUUUAUUUUUCUUAUCAAAAAAAAA
This is a messenger RNA of Erythranthe guttata (spotted monkey flower), 977 nucleotides long. NCBI's taxonomy places the organism in Eukaryota, Viridiplantae, Streptophyta, Magnoliopsida, Lamiales, Phrymaceae. The record is from RefSeq and is a predicted model, not a curated record.